This is a messenger RNA of Adineta ricciae, 4347 nucleotides long. The record is from the annotation of a GenBank genome assembly. NCBI's taxonomy places the organism in Eukaryota, Metazoa, Rotifera, Eurotatoria, Adinetida, Adinetidae.
AUGACUUUCGAGAGCUAUUGUUCGCCACCUGAAGCACCAGUCUUCUACCCAACAUGUGACGAAUUUGCUGAUCCACUCGAAUAUGUGGAGAAAAUUCGGCCGAUCGCCUCACGCGCUGGCCUUUGUAAGAUUAUACCACCAAAGGAAUGGCAACCACCGUUUUGCGUUAAUGUUGAUGAAUUCCGUUUUACACCGCGCAUUCAACGUAUCAAUGAACUAGAAGCUGGUACUCGAACGAAAAUUAAAUUUUAUGAACGUUUAACAAAAUUAUUCGAGUCUCAAGGAAACAAACUGAAAAUUCCUACUGUUGAAAAAGAAAGUUUAGAUCUCGCAAAGUUACACAAAAUCGUUAAGGACGAAGGUGGAUACGAUAUUUGUUGUUCACAAAAGAAAUGGGCUCAUGUCGCACGAAGAAUGAACUUUCAUGACACGCAAACAAGUCGUGUUUUAAAACAACAUUACGAAAAACUGUUGUUAUCUUAUGAUGUUUACGAAACAGGCGUUUAUGAAGAACAUGCAGAUGUACCGAAUACAAAUGACUCGAAAAAAGUUGAAUCUAAUGGAACGUUGAAAAAUGGCAAUAAACGAAAGGAUAGUUCGUCAGCCACGGGCACAAAUAAUCCAGAUCCGUUCGCGAAUUUCAUCUGUAAAUCUUGUACGCGUGGUGAUGAUGAUAAUUAUUUAUUAAUUUGCGACAUGUGUGAUAAUUGCUAUCAUACAUAUUGUCUUAUUCCAGCUCUAACGGAAAUUCCUCGAGGUCAAUGGCGCUGUCCAAGAUGCGUUGCACAGCUGUAUCACUCAGCAACGCCAUCGGAUGCCUACGGAUUUGAACAAUCGCCGAAAGAAUAUACAUUGGGAGAAUUUGGCGAGAUGGCAGAUGAAUUUAAACGCAAUUAUUUCAAGAAACCUCUAUCAGAAAUCACAUGUGAAGAUGUUGAACAAGAAUUCUGGCGUAUACUUUCAUUACCUGAUGCAUCAGUAAAAGUCGAAUACGGUGCAGAUUUGCCAACAGGUGACUUGGGAAGUGGAUUUCCAUCAGCAAAAACGAAAGAUUUGACUGAAAAUGACAAGAAGUAUCUGAAUUCUCCGUGGAAUCUCAAUAAUUUCGCAUGCCAUUACAAAUCUGUUUUGCGAUAUAUCAAUGCUGAUAUAUCGGGAAUGAAGGUGCCUUGGGCUUACGUUGGUAUGUGUUUUUCAUGUUUUUGUUGGCACGUCGAAGAUCAUUGGUCAUACUCGAUCAACUAUCUUCAUUGGGGUGAACCAAAAACUUGGUAUGGCGUUCCUGGCGAAGGUGCUGAAAAACUGGAGAAUUGUAUGAAAUCUUAUGCACCUGAUUUAUUCGCUAAAACACCUGAUUUACUCCACCAUCUGGUUACAACUAUGAAUCCAUCUGUACUACUACGUAGUGGAGUGCCAAUCACAAAAAUAAAUCAACGAGCUGGCGAGUUUGUGAUUACAUUUCCUCGCGCAUACCAUGCAGGUUUUAAUCAUGGAUUUAAUUUUGCUGAAGCGAAUAACUUUUGUCCAGCGGAUUGGCUUCCGAUGGGUCGUUGUGCAAUCGAUCAUUACAAAGAAAUGAAACGAUAUAGUGUGUUUUCUCAUGAUGAAUUAAUCUGUAAAUUAGCAUCAGAAUGUCAAUACCUUGAUCCAGCUAUUGGUGAUGCAACGAAGUUCGAACUGGAUUGUAUUGUUCAACAAGAGAAAAAUGGCCGUAGAUCAGCUUAUGAACAAGGGGCAGCGGAUGGUGAUCGAGUUUGUUUCGAAUUGAUGCCGGAUGACGAACGACAAUGUGAUGCUUGUAAAACAACGUGUUUUCUCUCGGCUGUCUCUUGUUUAUGCAAACCAAAUGUUCUGGUCUGUAUCAAUCAUAUCGAUCAAUUAUGUUUAUGUUCGCCAAGAAAAUAUUGUUUAUGGUAUCGGUAUACACUCGAUGAAAUGGCCGAUAUGCUUGAUGCAUUGCGUGAACGGUUGAGUUUGUGUCAGAAUUGGAAACUACUUGUCAAUCGACUGAUAUCAGCUGAUCAUCAAACGCUUAUCAAUUUUAGUGACAUUGAAAAGCAUACAUCAUCCGGUGCGUUGUGUUUACGUGAUGAUAUCCGUAUAAAGAUGGAAGAAAAAUUAGCUGAAGCUACGGAAUGCCGGCAAAUGGUCAAGAAUAUUUUAAAACGUAUAAUGUGCAAAGAUGAACCUAUGGAAGUUUUGACUGAAGACGGUGUAAAUAAAAAGAAAAAGAUUUCCGAUCACGGAAAUAAAGUUUCAUUAAGCGAUAUUAAUCAGUUGAAAACACGAAUCAAAUCACUUGGUAUUACAUUUGAUGAAAUGAAUACGAUACAAGAAAUUCUCGCUGAUUGUCUUCGGUAUCAAGAUGAGAUUAAGACAUUACUCCAAUCAGAAAAACUUCAAUCACCUGAUACUUAUUCAAAUCAUAUCGAACGAAGUGAUCAAUAUCAAAUUGAAUUGCCCAUCGUUGAACGAUUGAGAUUAUUCUAUCAAGCUAGCCUUUGGUAUGAACUUGUACAGAAAACAUUGAAUCGAACUAUCCCGCCAAGUAAACUUCGAUCGUUGAUUACAUCUGGACAACCAUUUCAAGCUUUACAUCAACAAAUACAACAAAAAAUCCAUGAAUUACAAGUACAAUUGCAACAAUUGGAAUAUUGGGACGAGAAAUGUCGACAGUUAACCAAAGAAGAACCACGGCCAACAUUGAACAUAUUGGAGGAAUUUAUUAAGAGUGCUGAUGAAGCGAACAUUCAUUUGAGUUCGAUUGACAAAAUUCGAACAUUGAUCAUUGAUUGUCAUGCUUGGAUUGAACGAUUCGAAGAAAUGCAACAAGGCAAACACUAUCCAUUUUUAUCAUCAUACGAGCAAUUAUACGAACAAGCACGACACUUUCAUAUUGACUUGGAACCGUUGAAAAUAGUUGAACAAACGAUUUUACAAGCGCGAACAUGGUUAGAAAAGACUCAAGCAGUGUUUCGUCGACCAGAAUCAAUGCUGACUUUGAUUGAAAUGAUCACACCACGAGUUAAUGUUGCACCUAGAACGGCAACAAAGAAACGACAAGCUUCGAAACGAACUACAGGUGAUGGACCAACCAACGAAUCGAUCGGUGUUCUCGAUGAUACUAUAGCGAAAGUGUUGUCAAGUGAUGAGAAUGAUCCCGAAACUGUGUAUAAAGUGUAUCGUGAUGCAACAAUGAAAGAAAUCGAAUGUCUCAAUGAAUUACGAGAAAAUAAUCAAAAGAAACGCUUGGAUUCAUCAUCUACUUAUUGCGUAUGCGAAAAACCAUACUCGGAUACUAUGCUUCAAUGUGAUUUAUGCAAUGAAUAUUAUCAUCGCCAUUGUUUACCGUAUCAUGGUACUGAUGUAAACACAUCUGUCUGGUGGAUUUGUGACUUCUGUAUACGAUCGCGACGGCCACGUCUGCAAGAUGUUGUUAAACUUCUUGCGAAUUUACAGAAGUUAACCGUACGAUUACCGGAAGGUGAAAUCUUACAAUGCCUAACAGAACGUGCUAUUACAUGGCAAGAAAAAGCCGAAGCAUUUCUGGAAUCACCCAUCCUACGAGAACUGAGUACAGUCAAACAGGAAAACAGACCGUUUAAGCAAGAGGAAUUUUCAAACGAUCCAACAAAGCAACAAGGCCGAAAUUUAGAACCAGAAUCCUCUCGUCCAGUGAAUAAUCUAGCCGAAAGUCAAUUAGAAAGCCUAUUGAUCGAAGGUGGCUUACUUGAGAUUUACGUUGAUCAAAUAAAACUAUUAACAAAAUUAGUGAACUCAUCACGACGAUCACAUUUAUCAUCAGAUAAACCAAAAGUUGCUCGUGUUCAGCAAGGAGACAAGAAUAAGUCCCAUACAAUACGAAAACGAAAAUCCUAUGAAAUUAUUGCAAAAACAGAAAAAACGAUACGCCGUAAACGUUCGCGCAAAUCCUUUCUACCGGAUCAACGCUCAUCCGAAAGUCAGCUUACUUCAACCGCAGCACCUGUCGUAUACGUUUCAUCGAUGAGCGAUGUUCAACAAACAUUGAUUAAAUCAUCGCCUAAAUCCGAUGCCGAUCACGAUAACAAUCCAUUGCUCAUAUCCGAUGAUGAAAAUGAUCAGAGUAAAAAAGGAAACAUUCUCGGCGGUGGUGAAGAUGAAUGUGCUGUCGACAGCGGUGCGUGUUUACGACCAAGUGGAUCAUCGAUAAAAUGGGUUUGCUGUGAUGCGUGUGAACGAUGGUUUCAUCUUGCUUGUGUUGGUUUGACGAGUGUGAAGAAAAAAGAAGAAUUCAAAUGCUCGCGUUGUAAACAGUCAUCCAUAUCGUCUUCGACAUCCACUCCCACCAUUGCUUUGACGUUGUAA